This is a messenger RNA of Olea europaea var. sylvestris, 1468 nucleotides long. RefSeq names its product protein MIZU-KUSSEI 1. Gene Ontology annotation, biological process: hydrotropism. The transcript has a single exon. The coding region runs from base 553 to 1257 and encodes 234 amino acids. The record is from RefSeq and is a predicted model, not a curated record. NCBI's taxonomy places the organism in Eukaryota, Viridiplantae, Streptophyta, Magnoliopsida, Lamiales, Oleaceae.
UCUUCCUUUCAUUCCCCCACAUCUUGCGGUUCAACCAUCCUUAUCUUAUCACAUUUCAAGCCCAUUCUUUUCCUCACUAAACUUUGUCACAUCAAAAUUUAGCCCCGACCUCGCCCGUCCCCACCCUUCAAAUCAAGGUUUGAGAGGGGGUGGGAGUAGUUGAAGUAAACUUGAUUAAAUACUUAUAUUUUCUCGUGAAGAGAAAAUCCUUCAGGCCCUGAUUAUUUAAUUUGUUCCCGAUUUGCUGUUUUUGAUUAAGCUUUCCACAGAAAAAGCUUCCUUGACUUACGAUUGAUUAAGCUUUCUUGACUUGUUAUUUCCGACUUAGCACUUUAGCCCAUAGUUUGUUCCAUCUUAACUAACCUAGCUAGAGGCCUCCCUUCCCCACUUAAAUAUUCCAAGGACAAUCCAACUACUUUUUUAAUCCUCUUUUAUGCUUUCCCAAGUGUUCCUAUAUAUCUCAUUUUUCUCAAACUUUCCACACACACAAAAACACAGAUUUUCUUCCCAAACCUAGUAGUGAAACCUUAAGCAACAUAAUCGAUAUUUCCCAUGCCAUCAGUACGUUCUAGUCCGUUCCACCAAAUGGAAAACCCUACCUUACUAUCGUUCCUCCAAAAAACGACUCAUACAGGUGGCAAGAAGCCAAAAUCCGGGGGCGGUGGCGGGCUUCUGCGCAUGUUCAAACUUCUCCCCAUGUUAACCACCGGCUGCAAAAUGGUUUCACUGUUGGGACGCCAAAGGAAACCUCUACUAACAGAUGGUGCCACCACCGGAACUCUAUUCGGAUAUCGUAAAGGACGAAUGAUUUUAUCCAUACAAGAAGAUCCUCAUCGCAUGCCAAUCUUUGUCAUAGAACUUCCUAUUCUCACAACUGCAUUCCAGAAAGAAAUGGCUUCUGAUAUACUCCGAAUUGCCCUUGAAACUGAGACGAAAACCCACAAGAAAAAAGUGCUUGAAGAAUUUGUAUGGGCUGUUUAUUGUAAUGGUAGAAAAAUUGGGUAUUCCAUUAGAAGGAAAAAUAUGACAGAUGAUGAACUUCAUGUUAUGCAGCUUCUAAGGGGAGUUUCAAUGGGGGCAGGUGUGUUGCCGAGUCCGUGGGAGAAGGAAAAAACAGCAGCAGAUGGGGAAUUGACAUAUAUGAGGGCAAGAUUUGAUAGGGUUGUGGGAUCAAAAGACUCAGAGUCAUUUUACAUGAUAAAUCCAGAUGGUGCAUUGGGACAAGAACUUAGUAUUUUUUUUCUAAGGAAGUACUAGGAUUAAUGUGUAAUAAUAAUAGCAUAUUGAAGUGAACAAAUGAUCUUCAUUUGCGAUAUAAGUUUUUUAAAUGGUGAUGUUUCUUAUUUUGUUUUUAGAGAUAGAGUGAGGAUGACAUUCAUGUCGAGGCCUCGUGUCGUGUGUAUUUAAAAUCCAUUGUUUAGCUCUCGACUUUGAAUCUUAGCACUCAAAAAAGUCUUGUCACUAUAAA